AGUGUGUGUGUGUGUGUGUGAGAGAGAGAGAGCGCGAGUUCCAAUCGUAUCUGAGUCGUCGCGUGGCAAGCCGUACGCUCCCCGUUCCCACUUCCCCUAAGCUCAGGCGGGGCUGAGCUCUACAGCAGGCAGGGAUGAAGCUUCGCCCCGAGCCCCAGCGUCAGUGAAGCGGGCCGGUGGGCAUCAGGGAGCAGCAGCAGCAGCAUCAGCAUCAGCAGCAUGGUCGCGCUGGAGACCCACUGCUGACACCCAGCGUGACGGAUGACAGCCCACGAGAGGCUUUCCGCGCGCCACAGCCGCCGCCACCACCCUCCAGGAGGAAGCACGGCCAUGUGAGAGGAGCGACUUGGCCGCCAGAAACUCUUGGACAUGUUUUCCAGGGCAAAGUCUGGAUUUCUUUCUACGUUUGAACUUAUUUUGUUUCUAUCCGCGCUGUCCGGCUGCCCGCAACCCACCUGCCCGGCACGGACUAAGGGGAGAUGGAACAAGGGAGGAUCCCGUCUACGCCAGGAGGACUCGCCGCCCCGGAUCGCGGAGCACCCCUCUGACCUGAUCGUCUCCAAAGGCGAGCCGGCCACCCUCAACUGCAAAGCCGAGGGCCGGCCGAACCCCACGGUGGAGUGGUACAAGGAUGGCGAGCGGGUGGAGACGGACAAGGACGACCCUCGCUCUCACCGCAUGCUGCUGCCCAGCGGCUCGCUCUUCUUCCUGCGCAUCGUGCACGGGCGGCGGAGCAAGCCGGACGAGGGGGCCUACGUGUGCGUCGCCCGCAACUACCUGGGCGAAGCAGUCAGCCGCAACGCCUCGCUGGAAGUAGCAUUGCUGCGAGACGACUUCCGACAAAACCCCACAGACGUCGUGGUGGCAGCAGGAGAACCGGCCAUCCUGGAGUGCGUUCCUCCCAGGGGCCACCCGGAGCCAACCAUCUACUGGAAGAAGGACAAAGUGCGGAUCGAGGAUAAGGAUGACAGGGUCACGAUCCGUGGAGGAAAGCUGAUGAUCUCCAACACGAGGAAGAGCGAUGCUGGCAUGUACAUCUGUGUGGGCACCAACAUGGUGGGGGAGAGAGAUAGCGAGACGGCGCAGGUCACUGUGUUUGAGCGACCGACCUUCCUCCGGAGGCCAAUCAACCAGGUGGUGCUGGAGGACGAGAUGGUGGAGUUCCGCUGCCAGGUGCAAGGAGACCCGCAGCCCAACGUGCGCUGGAGGAAAGAUGACAUCGAUGUUCCUCGUGGGAGGUACGAAAUCAAGUACGACAAGGACGACUAUGUGCUCAGGUUGAAGAAGGCCUCCGUCAACGACGAGGGCACGUUUGCCUGUGUGGCGGAGAACCGUGUGGGCAAGCUGGAGGCCGGCGCCACCCUCACAGUCCGAGCUGCCCCGCAGUUUGUCAUCCGCCCAAGGGACCAAAUCGUGGCCCAAGGACGCGCCGCCACUUUUCCGUGCGAGACCAAAGGGAACCCUCAGCCGGCAGUCUUCUGGCAGAAAGAAGGAAGUCAGAAUUUGCUCUUUCCCAACCAGCCUCAGCAGCCCAACAGCCGCUUCUCUGUGUCGCCCAACGGCGCCCUGACCAUCUCGUCGGUGCAGCGGGCAGACGCCGGUUACUACAUCUGCCAGGCGCUGACCGUGGCUGGCAGCAUCCUCGCCAAAGCUCAACUGGAGGUCACAGAUGUUCUCUCCGACAGACCGCCGCCCAUCAUCCGCCAAGGCCCGUCCAAUCAGACGUUAGGGGUGGACAGCGUGGCGUUGCUCAAGUGCCAAGCGUCAGGUGACCCCAUCCCUUCUGUCAGCUGGCUCAAAGAUGGCGUCAGUCUGCUAGGGAAGGACCCUCGCAUGUCCCUGCAAGAGCUGGGCAGCCUACAGAUCAAGAACAUAAAGCUCUCAGACUCCGGGAUCUACACCUGCGUGGCUACCAGCUCUAGCGGAGAGACGUCAUGGAGCGCCUUCCUCGAGGUCAAAGAAGCUGGCGGUAACACGCUCACAAAGACACACGAUGACAAUGAGCUGCCAGGCCCGCCUUCCAAUCCUCAGGUCACCGACGUCACCAAGAGCAGCGUGUCAUUAUCCUGGCAGACGGGGCUGGUGGGAGCGUCACCCGUCAGCUCGUUUGUCAUCGAAGCGUUCAGCCAAUCAGUGAGCAACAGCUGGCAAACCGUGGCGGAUCACGUGAAAACCACCCAGUACACCGUCAAAGGCCUGCGCCCUAAUACCAUCUACCUGUUCAUGGUCCGAGCGGUCAACAACCAGGGUGUGAGCGACCCGAGCCCCAUGUCGGAUCCUGUUAGAACACAAGACAUCAGUCCUCCAGCUCAGGGCGUCGACCACAGACACGUGCAGAAAGAGCUUGGCGAGGUCAUAGUUCGCCUGCACAACCCCGUCGUCUUGAGUCCCACCGCCAUCCAAGUCACGUGGACGGUGGACCGCCAAUCCCAGUUCAUCCAGGGUUACAAAGUUGUGUACAGGCAGACAUCCGGACUGCCCGCUCCGGGACACUGGCAGACGCAGGACAUCAAGGUCCCGUCCGAGCGUAGCGUGGUGCUCUCGCCGCUAAAGAAGGGCAUCGUGUACGAGAUCAAAGCCCGGCCGUACUUCAACGAGUUCCAAGGCAUGGACAGCGAAUCCAGGACGGCGCGGACCACAGAGGAAGCCCCCAGCGCCCCUCCUCAGCAGGUAACAGUCCUCACCGUGGGAAACCAGAACAGCACUUCAAUCAGCAUCUCCUGGGACCCCCCUCCGCCGGACCACCAAAAUGGCAUCAUCCAAGAGUACAAGAUCUGGUGCCUGGGUAACGAGACGCGUUUCCACGUGAACAAGACGGUGGACGCGGCCAUACGCUCGGUAGUGGUGGGCGGGCUGCAAGUGGGUGUGGUCUACCGAGUGGAAGUGGCCGCCAGCACCAGCGCAGGGGUGGGAGUGAAAAGUGAACCCCAGUCCAUUGUUAUCGGUAAGCCAUUCCAGGACGUGAUCAUCCAUGGCAACCGUAACAACAGCAUCACAGAGCAGAUCACCGACGUUGUGAAGCAGCCCGCCUUCAUCGCAGGCAUCGGCGGCGCCUGCUGGGUCAUCCUCAUGGGCUUCAGCAUCUGGCUCUACUGGAGGAGGAAGAAGAGGAAGGGUCUGAGCAACUACGCAGUUCAGUCCUUCACCUUCACCCCUGCAGUGACGUUCCAGAGAGUUGACGGCGGCCUGAUGAGCAACGGGAGUCGGCCAGGCUUACUCAACGCCAGCGACCCGGGCUACCCCUGGUUAGCGGACUCCUGGCCCGCCACUAGCUUACCUGUCAACAGCAGCUCCGGAGGGCCCAAUGAUCUCACUAACUUUGGCAGAGCAGAUAUCCAGAAUGGGCAAGUGGACAAGACGGGCACCAUGCUCUCUGAUGGAGCCAUCUACAGCAGCAUCGAUUUCACCACCAAAGCCAACUACAACAGCCCGGGUCAAACGUCGCAGGCCACGCCUUACGCCACGACUCAGAUUCUCCACUCCAGCAGCAUCCACGAGCUGGCCGUGGAUCUGCCCGAGGCCCAGUGGAAAGCCUCGCUGCAGGCAAAGCAGGAGAUGGCCAACCUGGGCUACUCCCUGCCUGACAAGAACUCCUGCAACAACACCCUCCUUUUCAUUCCCGACUACCGACUGACCGAGGGGCUGUCUAGUAGAAUCCCACACAACCAAUCACAAGAUUUCAGCACCACCAGCUCUCACAACAGCUCAGAGCGAAGCGGCAGUCUCUCAGGUGGGAAAGGAGGGAAGAAGAAGAAGACCAAGGCCGGGUCCAAGCCUGGUAAAGCCAACGGUUCCAGCUGGGCAAACGUUCCAUUGCCCCCGCCCCCUAUCCACCCUCUCCCUGGCACAGAAGUGGACCACUAUUCUACUGAGCACCACGACGGAGGAGGGUAUGAAAGUGAUGGCUGGGGUCCACCCAUGCCCGUGCAGACCUACCUCCACCAAGGCAUGGAGGACGAGCUGGAGGAAGAGGACGAGAGGGUGCCAACCCCGCCCAUCCGGGGCGUGGCCUCCUCCCCGGCCGCCGUCUCCUUCGGGCAGCAGUCCACAGCUACCCUCACCCCCUCCCCUCGGGACGAGAUGCAGCCCAUGCUCCAGGCCCAUCUGGACGAGCUGACCAGAGCUUACCAAAUGGACAUGGCGAAGCAGACAUGGCACAUGCAAGGGGGGCCGCCCCAGGCCCCGGCCCCUCCGGUGGGCUACGUGUCAAGCACAAUGGUUUCCGACCUGGAGACCGACCUGCCCGAUGAGGAGGAUGAAGACGACGAGGAGGAUGAGGGAUACGGGGCCAGGCAUCCACGCGGUAUCGAGCACACGCCGGGGUCGAGCAUGGACAACCUGGACAGCUCUGUGACGGGCUCCAUGGUGAACGGCUGGGGCUCGGCCUCGGAGGACGAGCGUAAUUUCUCCAGCCACCGCUCCAGUUUGGGUAGCUCGUCCGACGGCUCCAUCUUUACCCACUGCAACUUUGCCCAGGCCCUGGUGGCCGCCGCAGACAAGGCGGGCUACCAGCUGAAGGGCACAAGCCUCAGCAAGCGAGAUAAAGGCUUGUCCCACAGGCCCCGGCCCGGCAGUCCGUUCUCGACAGACGGCAGCACAGUGGGAACACACAGUCUGGGCCACCAGAGGGCCACCAGGCCUGCACGCAAACCCCGAAGUCAGGGCACAGCCCCUCACCGCAGAGAUGCUGCUGCUGACGACCUACCUCCGCCCCCUGAGCCCCCGCCCAGCCAGGGGCAGCCCCGAGCCCAGACGGGCCGCUGUAUCAACAGCAUGAUCCCCCCUCCAGAGAGGAAGGCGACCUCUCUGGAGCGCCCGCCCAUGUCGGGGCCUCUGUGUGGACAUGAGGACAGACAGAUGACGCGCGCCACUCUGGAACAUCACCGCCAGGCUCAAGAACGACUGGGCUCCGUUGAGAGAGCGGAGGACGGCCGCAGGGGCCACAAAAACGAGGAAGGAUGCCUGCCAUACCAUAAACCGUCCUUCCCGUCACCCGGUGGCCACAGCUCGUCCGGUACGGCCUCCUCCAAAGGCUCCACGGGGUCCCGCAAGAACGAGGGCCCGCGACAGCCGCAUCAGUGGACGACAUGGAGCACGCAGACUUCCUAGGGACCAAGGACAAGGACAGUACUCAGGAGAGUUAUAGUGGUCGGCUCAGAUGAGGACCUGCCAAAAAACGAUCACCACGUCCUUGUGGGCGGGGUGGGCGGGCGAUGACCUCUUGCCCCGUGGCCCCGUGUCGACGCAGGGACAGCAAUUGUACAUGUUUGCUGUAUGUAAGGACAGACAUAUUGUACAUCUCACUAUGGUUUGCUCUUAGAGGAAAACAUCUUUUCACCUAACUUUUACUGUAACUUUGUUUUUUUUGUCCGAAAAAAACACACUUCCUGGUGACUGCCUCCCCCCUACCCCUUUUUUUUAAGGGGUGUUAAUUUCCUGUAAAUACUUUCUUCCUUGCUGUUGCUAUGCAAGCCCCAUUCAGUUACAGCUUUUUAAAAAAACUAAUUGUAUUAUAUGUGAAUUGUGUGGCUGCCGCGCCAUAACAUUUUCUUUUUCUGUUCCUUUUUUUAACAAUUUGUUAAUAAUCGCCAUGAAUUAAUAUUAUUACUGUAAUUAUUACGACAAAUUGUUUUUUUGCACUGCAACUUUUUUGGUGACAAGCACAAAAGACCAAGCUCCUGCUGACAUGAAGAAGAAGAAGAUGUGAAGAGGAGUUUCUGUACUGUAAAGUAAGGAAGAAGAGAGUUAUAUACAAAAUGUACAGAGAGAUUUCUUUUUGUUGUUUUCGAUGAAAGGAUGGCCACGGCGACACAAUGGACAGGAGGAAGUUGUCACGUUAGGCAACCACGGCGAAUAAUUUGUCAGUUGUUGGGCGACGACUCAUGACAUUUUUUUGAUGUUCCAGCCAGUGGUGGUUUUAGCUUAAAUGACACCCCGGGCGUGAACCCCUUUCGGCGUAAGCUUGCCUCUGAGCAUUUCCUGUACCACUCGGUUUAGUUUCAUUUCAUGUGAGCAAUAUUGGGGGACGCUCCCCCCCAAGUGCCCCCCAGAGAAUGCCACCCUGCCUUUGUGGCUUAGUUAAAACCGCCACUGGUUCCAUCCCUUGUAGGAUUCCUGCUAGAUGGAGACACCAAUCCAGUGCACCAUCCUUUGUUUACAUCUUUUUUAAGCUAUUUUUUUUUUAUAUAUAAUUAACUUUUUUAGGAGCGCUUAACCUUGGUUUUUUUCCGCUAUUUAUUAAGUGUGCGAGCCAAUUGCACAUUCCGAUGCCUGUGCAGUUUCCAUGUCGCCGCUCCGAUGGAGACGAGCCUUGUACAUUACUUGGUAACACAACACUUCAGACGAUGUCGUCCUUGCUUCUUUUUUUUGCCUUUUACCCACUUUACCGAAACUGCUGCUUUACGACGUUUUCAACAUAAUUGUUUGGGAUUUUUGUGGUGAGUUGAGAAUUAUUUUUUUUGUAUCGCUAAAAAGUUGGGGUAGGCAUUUUUUUUAAAUACCACCAUACUAAAUAAAUAUUUGGACAAAAAAAUGUUUAUGUAAUUUUAGCAUUUGUAUAAUUUCGUAACAGGUUGCCCACCCAGGCUUUUUACCAAGUUUCAGCCAUUCAUUCGCACAGUGGCCAGUGUUCUAAUAAAUGAGGUGCAAACGAGUAUCUCAGGUUACUUUACAUUCUGCUGGUGUUUGUGUAUAUGUGUAUAUAUUUAAAUAUAUAUACAGUAUAUCCAUACUCCGCAACAUUCCGAUUUCCCUGUCAUGUCCUUUUGUCUUUUUUCUGCUGUGUUUUUUUUGUUUUGUUUUCAAGAAGUCACCUAAAAAAAAGACCAUACCAAAUUGAGAUUGCUAUUUAUGUCUAAUAGUGUUCCCUUAAUGCUCAUUGUUUUAAUUUGACACCACAGCCUCCUUUUUGUAUUUAUUAAAAAAAAAGUAAAUAAAAAGUCUAUUGUGGAAUAUGCAUACAGAUGUGUGGUAUACGAGAUGUGUUUUUUUAUGUAAAGUUGACUGUGUGAGGCGAGCAAAGGAAGUCAAAAUAAAACGAAAGGAAGAAAAAACUUUUUCUCAAUAUUGUUGGUUCUUUGAAACCUCUCUGUGUGUUGCCUUUUUCCUAAUAAAAAGACAAAAAAAGAUGACAAAAAAGUGAAAUCUUUCUGUACAGUCCUGCUGGGGUGAUCCAAUGUCAUUUCUACAGUACUUUUCUUUUCUCUGUACAACACCUUCUGUAUUCACUUGCAUGUCCUCCAAAAAGACAGUGGAUGUAGAAAAGUCAAAGGUCACAUCUUCAUGACCUGUACGAUAAAAACAUCAAUGUUCUUUUGUUUCCUUGUACCGGCUCAAUAUCAAUAAAAUA
This is a messenger RNA of Entelurus aequoreus (snake pipefish), 7348 nucleotides long. RefSeq names its product roundabout, axon guidance receptor, homolog 2 (Drosophila) (gene robo2). The transcript has 30 exons. The record is from RefSeq and is a predicted model, not a curated record. The coding region runs from base 370 to 5109 and encodes 1579 amino acids. NCBI's taxonomy places the organism in Eukaryota, Metazoa, Chordata, Actinopteri, Syngnathiformes, Syngnathidae. Gene Ontology annotation, molecular function: protein binding.